CACAUCUUAAUCCAAAGAAGCCCUAAAUAAAGACCGUCUGUUUCACUUAAAAUGCCUGUAAUGUCAAAACCCUAGCACCAGCUGCUGCUUCAUCGUCUCUGAACUUCAUCUUCUAACGCACGCAGCCGCUGUUGUGUCUCCGUUAGUUUGCAUUUGGAAGAAUGGUGAGAAUCAGCGUUUUGAAUGAUGCUCUUAAGAGCAUGUAUAAUGCUGAGAAAAGGGGUAAACGUCAGGUUAUGAUCAGGCCAUCCUCUAAAGUCAUCAUCAAAUUUCUUAUGGUUAUGCAGAAGCAUGAAUAUAUUGGUGAGUUUGAGUAUGUAGAUGACCACCGAUCUGGAAAGAUUGUGGUUGAACUCAACGGAAGGUUGAACAAGUGUGGUGUCAUCAGUCCUCGUUUCGAUGUCGGAGUCAAGGAGAUUGAAGGAUGGACUGCUAGGUUGCUCCCUUCAAGACAGUUUGGCUAUAUCGUUCUGACAACAUCUGCUGGUAUUAUGGAUCAUGAAGAAGCUAGGAGAAAGAAUGUUGGAGGCAAAGUACUCGGUUUCUUCUAUUGAUAACAUCUUUCGAGAAUUUUUGUUGUCUUAUUACUUAGUGGUUCAUCCAAUGUUUGUUUUUGCAUUUUUUUGAACUCGAGGUAACAUUGCGGGUUGUAUGGUUUAAAAUUAUAUUAAGCGCUAUAUGAUGUUUUAAGUAGUUGAACCUUAAAAGAUAAUCUUGGUAAAUGAUUGUUUAUUACAA
Molecule: messenger RNA, 738 nt
Organism: Mercurialis annua (annual mercury)
Lineage: Eukaryota; Viridiplantae; Streptophyta; Magnoliopsida; Malpighiales; Euphorbiaceae
Product: 40S ribosomal protein S15a-1-like
Exons: 4
Coding region: 162-554 (130 amino acids)
Biological process (GO): translation
Cellular component (GO): ribosome; cytosolic small ribosomal subunit
Molecular function (GO): structural constituent of ribosome
Source: RefSeq, a predicted model, not a curated record